This is a messenger RNA of Epithele typhae, 630 nucleotides long. RefSeq lists its product as uncharacterized. Lineage: Eukaryota; Fungi; Basidiomycota; Agaricomycetes; Polyporales; Epitheliaceae. The transcript has 4 exons. The coding region runs from base 1 to 630 and encodes 209 amino acids. The record is from RefSeq and is a predicted model, not a curated record.
AUGCCCCGACCACCUAGCCCCCCGCUUUCGCCACAUGAGCGCACUGCGCUCUGGGUCCAAGCCCAAGCCGCGCAGGCCUACGCCCACGACCAACACUCCCAGCACUCGCCUGUCUCUCCAGCACGAUCGUCCACAAAGACCGAGAGCACGCACCGCACCACCCAGUCCUCCGACGCCGUCUCCUACCAGCACCAACCGCCGUCUCUCAUGCGCGCCGCGUCCCUUCAGCAGUCGUCCUCGUCGACGCGUCCGCCCAAGGCGCGCGACACCCAGCGGCCGCGCUACGACUCGCGCACGAGACGCUCCAGCUUGCCCUUCCCGCAGAGCCCUCCAGGCUCAGGAUACCCCGUCCAGCUUGAAAUUUGCCCACCACGGAGCCCAUCGACACGGACGCCUCGACCGUCCUUGAGGAAGGAGCGGCGGCCGUCGCUCAUCGACCAGCUCAUCUCUUUCGGCACGCCGAGCAUCCGGAGGAAGGACGGACCCAGCGAUUCGGAUGACUUGACUAUAUGCGCAUUCCUCGAGGCUGCAUUCUUCGCUAGCCUCGUGUCCCUUGCGGCCAACCCACUCUGCGAACAGACUUCCAUCAGCGUUAUCGACGCUGGACACAAGCACAACGUCUGCGAAUGA